GUGUCAAGUGUCGUCUCACCCGCUUUUCGCAUUUUUGGAGUUGAGUCUGGAGAGGAUUUUUUUUGAUUUUUUCUUUAAAUAAAAAAUAAACUUUAUUCUAUCCGGUUUGUUUGAAUAAUUUGACUUAUACAUGAACAAUUAAUAAAUUGCCGACUAUGGAACUGCCGAAGGACAUUUGGAAAAACUGGGAAAAGACUGGCAAACAAGAAUUUGUGAAAAUCUCUGCUGGACUCCUUAAGGAUAAUUCUGCCAGUCCUAUUUUAAAUGAUGGUGGAACCAUUUCUCCAAUUGUUGCCUAUGUUCACCAAUUGAUCGACAAAGGAAUUAAAGGGCAAAUUAAAAAGGAAUCAGUGAUAUUUACCCUAAGUGAACUUGUGGUGAUCCACAGUGAUAUUGCCUCUUUAAUAUGCGAUGUCUUAAAUGUAGCGGAUAGCAUCACAUCUCAAAUAGAUGGGGAUGAUAAUAAGGAUAGAGCUAAUUUUUGCUUUAUUGUUAAGGAAAGUGAAAAGUUUUUGUCUGACAAACUGCUAAAGGAAAGGCUCGAAAUUGAAACUCUACAGGAAGUGGGGAUAUUGAAAAACCGAACUUUUUAUUCUAAGUUUAUUAAAAUUAAGACAAAGUUAUAUUACAAGCAAAGGAAGUUCAAUUUAUUCAGGGAGGAAUGUGAAGGAUUUGCCAAACUGCAAACUGAAUUAAAUAAGGAAUUUAAUGAAAAGACCCAACCUUCGGAGCUCAUUGAUAUUGUACACUCCCUAAUAGGCUGCUUCAACUUGGACCCAAACAGAGUCCUAGAUAUAAUCCUGGAGAGCUUCGAAAAUAAGCCAGAAAACGCGGACAUCUUUAUCCCCCUCAUUAAGUCUUAUAUGAACGACGCGGAUAUCAUCGGAGAGGUUUUGUCCACGAAACUGGCAUUUUUGAAAAAUUUCGAAGAAGAAAUCCCGUCUUCUUUUUACAUUUUGAUCGCGUACCUAUUGCAGCACAAUUUAAUAAAACUGGAAAAUAUUUAUUGCAAGUUGUCACCUGAUGACAAAUCAAUAGAAAAAGAUUGUGAAAAGGCCUUAAAAGAUGCUGCCGAGUACGUGAGAAAGUUGCAAGUUAUCUCGCUCAGUAGCAAAGAAAAAGAAGACGAAAAGGAGGAGCCUGAGAAAGCUGAAGACAUUUACAGCAGCAACCAGAAACUUAGGCUUUGCGAAGCACUAAUAUCAAUAGGAGAUUGGGAAAAUGCUAAAUUUAUCAUAGACUUAUUACCGGAUCAUUAUGCGCUAGGUUUUGAGCCUGUAGCAUUGAGUUUGUGUCAAUUAGUGAAUUCUAUGAUAGAGCCCAUAUAUUCACAGCACUGUUUGUUUGGUACGAGCAUUAAAAGGAAACCUGUACCGAAACAUCCAAACCCUCUCGCUCCACCCGUGGUACAGAAAUUCGAAGAUUUAAAAACCCACGUGAUCCCGAUGCUCCUUGCUUUGGGAUCUUCUCUUCACUACGAUCCUGUACUUUUAAGUAAGCUACUACGCCUCUUUAAAACGAUUUUACAAAAUACAGGCCUAGAGGCGCCAUCUUUAAAAUACGAAUCUCCCAUGCAAUACGAGAUAUUAUCGGUGCUCGAUGUGGCUAUUUUGCCAUCGUUAUCACACUUGGACUGUAAUUGUUGCAUAUCCGAAGAAAUUUGGAAUUUACUGAAAAUGUAUCCUUAUCAAAUGAGGUAUGCUUUGUAUGGUCGAUGGAAAAACGACACCUACUCGGCCUACCCCGAACUAAUGAAAAAACGUGCAGAUUCAGAAAAACAAAUCAAGAAUAUCAUGAAGCGAGUGAGCAAAGAGAACGUUAAACCGGUAGGAAGACUUAUAGGCAAACUCACCCAUUGUGCCCCCGGUUUUUUAUUCGAUUACGUCCUGUUGCAAAUUCAAGUCUAUAAUAAUCUCAUUAACCCAGUCGUGGACUCUAUGAAAUAUUUGACCAGUUUAUCGUACGAUGUACUCGGUUAUUGUCUUAUCGAGAACUUGGCUAGUGCCGAUAAGAAACGGGUGAAACAUGAUAGCACGUCAAUUUCCACUUGGUUGCAGAGUUUAUCGAGCUUUUGCGGUGCAAUAUUCAAAAAAUACUCCAUCGAACUGACCGGUUUAUUGCAAUACGUCGCUAACCAGCUGAAGGCCCAAAAAAGUUUGGAUUUGUUGAUCUUAAAAGAGGUCGUGCAAAAAAUGGCCGGAGUAGAACCUAACGAAGAUUCUACGAUGGAGCAGUUGUACGCUAUGUCCGGAGGAGAGUUGCUCAAAGGCGAGGCGGGCUAUUUUAGUCAAAUAAGAAACACGAAAAAAUCGUCGCAACGUCUCAAAGAAGCGAUGGCCGAGGACGAUUUGGCGGUGGCGUUAUGCCUGUUAAUGGCCCAACAGAACUACUGCGUCGUAUUUAAGGAAACCCAGAAAAAUCUUCACCUUAAAUUGGUCGGGAAAUUAUCGGACCAGUGCCAGGACACUUUGGUGCAAUUCGGCACCUUUUUAGGUUCAACCUUAACCGUUGAGGAAUAUAUUAAUAAGUUGCCCAGUAUUCAAAGUAUGCUGUUGGACUAUCAUAUUCCUACGGAAGUGGCAUUUUUUUUGGCCAGGCCUAUGUUUAAUCACGCCAUCAAUCAAAAAUACGAUCAAUUACGUAAAGCGGAUGCCAACUACAAAAAAAUGUCGAACUCAGUGAAAAACCAGAAGUACCAAGAAGCGGUUCAGGAAGUGAUGCAGCCGGUACACGCCUCCCUUUUACCGCUACAUUCUCCGAAAAUCUUCGAAGACAUAACUCCGCAAUUUUUGGCGACUUUUUGGUCGUUGACCAUGUACGAUUUAUGCGUACCGGAAGACAUUUACGUGCAAGUUAUCAAUAAGGCGAAGCAGCAGUCUGUAAUAGCUGCCGAAAACGUCGGGGCUAAAGGCAAGAAGGAACAGGAGCGCUACCUUUCGUUGAUUGAAAAACUCACUGACGAGAAGAAGAAACAGUCGGAGCACGUGGAUAAAGUACUUUAUCGUUUGAAGCAAGAGAAAGACAGUUGGUUCCUUAGUAAAACCGGAAGAUCCGCCAAAACUGAGUCCAUAACCCGGUUUUUGCAGCUCUGCUUGUUUCCCAGGUGCACUUUCACUCAGAUCGACGCGAUUUAUUGUGCGAAGUUCGUCCAUACCAUACAUAUACUAAAAACGCCCAAUUUUUCCACUUUACUUUGUUACGAUCGGAUUUUUUGCGACGUUACUUACUCAAUAAUAUCAUGCACUGAAAACGAAGCGUUACGCUACGGACGUUUCCUUUACGCCAUGCUGGAAACCGUUAUGAAAUGGCACAAGUCCAAAGACGUUUUCGAGAAGGAAUGCACAAAUUUCCCCGGAUUUAUGACCAAAUUCAGGGUGAGUAAUCAUACCGCGGACAGUUUGGACAACGUGGGCUACGAAAACUACCGGCACGUGUGCCAUAAGUGGCAUUACAAACUGGCAAAAGCUGUAGUGACCUGCUUGGAAUCCAAAGAUUACGUACAAAUCAGGAACUCUCUUAUAAUUUUGAUUAAAAUCAUACCGUUCUUCCCCGUAUUGAUAAAAUUAGCUCAGUUUCUCGAAAAACGAAUUGAAAAAGUGCGCGAAGAAGAGAAAAACAAGCGGCAAGACCUGUUUACUUUGUCGAGCAGUUAUUUGGGUCAACUGAAGCAGAGACUGAACGCCGGUCAAAUGAUGAAGGAAGGAGAUUUUCAUAUACCCGUGGAAAAGGAUAAGCCGAAAACUAACGUGGAUUCAGAUCAGGCGGCGAACAAGGAUGUUGGCAAACAAAACGGAGAUACCAAAGUUUCCAAAGAUGAUAAGAGAAUGGGCCGAAACUCAGAGGAGAAUACGAAAUCGUCUAAAUCGAGUAGCGGCAACAUCGAAUAUAUAAACCUGGACAAAGACGAAAAACCACCCAACAGAGAUGAAACGAAAGAGAAAAUGAGCCGACGAGAAGAGAAACGCAUAAUAAGCGAACUAGAAAAGGAGAUCAAAAAAGAGAAAGAACGGGAGGCUAGCGAAGAUAGAAACAGGCGAAGUGCCGAAGCCAAAGAGGAAAGGUUCAUAGUGGAACUAAAAAGUCCAAAAGACGAGCGAUAUUCAUCAGCGGAGAGACAGUCGAGUCGCUUCUACGAGGAGCGAGGUGCGCACCAUCACAAAGGCGCAGAUCGAGAUAGUGGCGGGUCUUCGGUCACUUUGGCGAAGUACGAGCAAGACCCUGAGCCAGAUAGAGAUUUAAAACGCAGAAAACUGGAAUCAUCCAGCAAGAGUAGUAAACACGAGGAGCGCAAGUCCGGUUCGCUAAUGGACGGUUUCGCCGAAAAAGCAGAGAAAAAAGAACGGUCCAGAACGAGAAAGGAAAAGUCCACCGACGAAGAGAAGGAUCUUAAAAAAGAAAAGAGAGUUGCUCGCAAACGCGAUCGUAUGGACGAGGCCUUUAAGGAAGUGAUGCAAGACUUCACGAAACGGCGCCGAGAUGAAGAAAAGGGAAAAUCACAUCAAAAUGGAGAAAAACUCGAACAGACUGGGAUAAAAGAAAAACACCAUCGAAAGGCCGAAGCCAGGGAUUUAUCACCUCAGUACACCAGCAGAGACAAGUCCCAUGAACGAAGUCAAUCGAGAGAGAAAAACAGGAGGAGUUCGGAACUGAAAAGGAGAUAGCGGACAGCGAAACUACUGCAUAAAGAUCGACGAAUAGUUUUUAAGAACCCCUAGUUUUCAUAGGUCAAGAGUAACACUUAUAUUUGUAUGUGCGUUUUAAUUAAAGUUGAAUUAAGUUUC
Messenger RNA from Anthonomus grandis grandis, 4781 nucleotides. RefSeq names its product THO complex subunit 2 (gene tho2). The transcript has 29 exons. Gene Ontology annotation, molecular function: mRNA binding. Gene Ontology annotation, biological process: mRNA processing; mRNA export from nucleus. The record is from RefSeq and is a predicted model, not a curated record. Gene Ontology annotation, cellular component: THO complex part of transcription export complex. Bases 156 to 4661 code for a protein of 1501 amino acids. NCBI's taxonomy places the organism in Eukaryota, Metazoa, Arthropoda, Insecta, Coleoptera, Curculionidae.